Molecule: messenger RNA, 321 nt
Organism: Cantharellus anzutake
Lineage: Eukaryota; Fungi; Basidiomycota; Agaricomycetes; Cantharellales; Hydnaceae
Product: cyclin PHO80-like protein
Exons: 2
Biological process (GO): regulation of cyclin-dependent protein serine/threonine kinase activity
Cellular component (GO): cyclin-dependent protein kinase holoenzyme complex; nucleus
Molecular function (GO): cyclin-dependent protein serine/threonine kinase regulator activity; protein kinase binding
Source: RefSeq, a predicted model, not a curated record
UCUGCCGAGUUCAUUAGCUUCCUGGGUACUCUCCUUUCCACCACUCAAGUUAGCCAGAGCGUCAUCAUUCUCUCGCUUUAUUACAUCUACCGCCUGAAAUUGAGCAAUCCUCACAUACGAGGUAUGGAGGGGAGCGAGUUUCGGUUGGCAGUCAUCGCGUUGAUGCUAGCCAACAAAUUUCUCGACGAUAAUACAUACACCAAUAAAACCUGGUCGGAAGUGUCUGGGAUCAGUCUUGGUGAAAUCAACCUAAUGGAGCGUGAAUUCCUUGCUGGUGUCGAACACAGCUUAUACAUCGACUAUGGUACCUACCAACAUUGG